GGUGUACUGGAGGGAGCACGAGUAAAUGUAACUGUGCUCAGCUGGUACCAACAAUAGGCUUCACUUCCCAGGGGGACUGCCCUUUCUCCUAGUACUUGGUUAUCUUGCUGAAGAUGUGGAAUAUGCAGAACAUCGUGAGCACUUUGCCCUUUUUGUCCCUUUUUGAACUUUGACCACUUGGUCAGGAUUGUUUAUCAACCCAGAAUAGCUAAUUGCACGGUUUCUCAUUUCACUGAACAAAGGUGCUGUGGCCAGAGUCUCCAGGACAAGAGCUGUCUAGCAGAAGAGCUGAGGUGGAAGCUAGGAGCUUACCUAUGGAGCUGAGUGAGAAGGGAGGCGUGCAGAACAAUGGAUUUGUUCAAAAUGAGGAUUUUGAGGACAAGGAGAUGGCCACCAGUAGCCAAGAAGUGCCAAAGACGUGCAGUGUUGAUGUGGAGCCGGUGGCUGUGGAGGAGACCGUGCUGAAGCCUUAUGCUGGGAUGCCAAAGGAGGUCUUGCUGCAGUUCUCCAGCCAGGCCCGCUACAGAGUCACCAGGGAGAUCCUCUUCUGGCUGGUGAUUGCUGGUGCCAUUGUGCUCGUGUGUGCUACAAUUGCCAUCAUUGCUCUCUCUCCCAAGUGCCUGGACUGGUGGCAGGCCAGCCCUAUUUAUCAGAUCUAUCCUCGCUCCUUCCGGGACAGCAACAUGGAUGGGAACGGGGAUCUGAAAGGUAUCCAAGAAAAACUGGACCAUAUUACAUAUUUAAAUAUAAAAACCAUCUGGAUCACCUCUUUCUUUAAAUCCCCUUUAAAAGACCUUGGAUAUGGAGCUGAAGACUUCUAUGACAUUGAUCCCAUUUUUGGAUCAAUGACAGAUUUUGAGAAUCUGAUUGCAGCCAUACAUGACAAAGGGCUAAAGGUGAUAAUGGAUUUAAUACCAAACCACACCAGUGACAAGCACCGGUGGUUUCAGCUGAGCCGCAAUCGGACAGGGAAGUACACGGACUACUACAUCUGGCAGGACUGCAGGCAGGCUGCUGGCUCAGUCAUCCCUCCCAACAACUGGGUGAGUGUCUUUGGGAAUUCCAGCUGGGAGUUUGACGACGUGAGAAAGCAAUGCUAUUUCCAUCAGUUUGGGAAGGAGCAGCCAGACUUAAAUUUUCGCAACGCAGCUGUCCAGCAGGAAAUCCAUGACAUUAUCAAAUUUUGGCUUGGCAAAGGAGUUGAUGGACUUAGUUUUGGCACUGUUAAAUUUCUCUUGGAAGCAACACAUCUCCGGGAUGAGCCUCCAGUGAACAAGUCUCAGAAUGGAGAGAGUAUCACAGCCUAUUCCCAGCUCUACCAUGACUACACCACCACCCAAGUUGGUUUGCAUGACAUCGUCCGCAGCUUCCGUCACACCAUGGAUGAGUUCAGCAGAGAGCCUGGCAGAUACAGAUUUAUGGGUUCUGAUGAUGAUGAAAAGGAAGAUAUUGAAGCAACAAUGAUGUAUUAUGGAACGACUUUUGUCCAAGAAGCAGAUUUUCCCUUCAAUUUCAACCUAAUUAACAUGAAAAAUCUAUCAGGCAACAGUGUUUCUGAAGCUGUCAACUCGUGGAUGCAAAACAUGCCUGCAGGAAAAUGGCCAAACUGGGCAGUUGGAAGUCCUAAUGCUGCUCGGAUUUCAACUCGGAUUGGGAAGGAGUACAUCAAUGUCAUGAACAUGCUGCUUUUAACCCUCCCUGGCACUCCUGUAACUUACUAUGGUGAAGAAAUAGGCAUGGAGAACAUUGCAUCAGAAAAUGCAACCCUCCCAGAGAAAUCCCCCAUGCAGUGGGAUGGAAAAGCUAAUGCUGGUUUUACUGAAGGCAACAGCAGCUGGUUACCUGUUAACUCUGACUACCAAAGUGUAAAUGUGGAGAUGCAGAGCGCCUGGUCCAACUCAAGCCUGGCUUUGUACAGAGCGCUGACUCUGCUGCGGAACGAGGAGCUGCCCUUGAACCGAGGCUGGAUGUGCCACGUCUGGAAUGACAGUGACGUGUUCGUGUACGUCAGGGAGCUGGAUGGGAUGGACAGAGUCUUCAUGAUGGUGCUCAACUUCGGCCAGGAGGCAACAACAGACCUGCAGGCCAGAGUUCCUAACCUUCCCUCUGAAGCUCUAGUGAGACUCAGUACUCAUUUUAGCAAUGCUGGCAAAGUGGUCAAUACCAAACUAAUUAAAACUGAAAUGGGAGAAGGCCUGGUCCUACAAUAUAAAACAGCAAAGCCUGUUCAUACUAUGGAAGCUUUUCAAGGGAAGUGUUUUGUGGCAGAAAAAGCUUGUUAUUCCAAGGCCCUCAAUUUACUCUUUGUGAACUGUUAAGUAGAGGAGUAGAAUACCCGUGCUUUCAUAUUAAUUUAGACGAUACUAGCUUCAGGGAAAUGCUAAAUAUGCUCCAUUUUCUUCAGCUUUUAGAAUGUUAUUUGUGUACAAAAUAAAUGUCCUGAAAAAUCAGAUACAUAAUUGUCUUGUAUCUGUAUUUGUGAUGAAAAGGAAAAAUAAUGGUAUCAACUCCCCCUUAGAUGUGUGGAAAAGUAAACCUGUUCCAAAAACUGUCCUGUUUAAGCACGUAUUUGUGGGAGGAGAGAGAAUAGCUGCUUUCUGCCUGCUGACCCUGGAGGUUGCUGGUCUCUAAGUGCUCCUGUGGAAUCCCAAGCCUGUGGCAGUUCACUGUAACUUUUUAGAAGUCUGCAGAUUUGUAAAAAUUAUUCCAAAGGGAUAGCCCUAUAUUUGUUAAAACAGGGGAACACAAGCAGGACUGGCGUAUAUUGUUGUGAUG
This is a messenger RNA of Melospiza georgiana, 2775 nucleotides long. It is a transcript of the gene SLC3A1, whose product is annotated as solute carrier family 3 member 1. Gene Ontology annotation, biological process: carbohydrate metabolic process; amino acid transport. Bases 315 to 2318 code for a protein of 667 amino acids. NCBI's taxonomy places the organism in Eukaryota, Metazoa, Chordata, Aves, Passeriformes, Passerellidae. The transcript is spliced from 10 exons. The record is from RefSeq and is a predicted model, not a curated record.